GUGGUGGGUUGGUGCUUUGGAAACCCAAAGCUUCCUACCCCGGGUGGGGGAGCACACUCUUGCGGCGGGGCGAGGGGCCAGGUUCCCUGCUGGGGAGAGGGGCUUGCAUCUGGGGAGUAUGUUUCCUGGCGGAGCGAUAUUUGUUUACAGGCUGAGGGCAGUACUGUAAGUGAGUAGCGCUGAGAGAAGGCGGCUGACAUAAAUUAAUAUUGAAAUUACUCCAUCAGCUCUGCUCGCCCCCCAUCUCACCCCCCAAGCGGAGACUGGUCUUCUCGUCGGAUUGCCCAUGCACUUGUUGCAGAAACAGCCAAGGCCCUGGCUGUGGAGGAUGCUGAAGGAAGAAGACGCAGAAGCAGGACAACCCUGAAAGAUUCAGCCUCUUCAUCCUCAAACAGGACCAGGCCUCCUCUUCCCGCCUGUCCAGCAGCAUGAAAGCAGCAUGACUGGCCGACCGCAGGAGAAGCCCCCAGAACCAGGCCGCCAACUCAGCCAUCUGCGGAGGUCAAGGUGUGAGCGCCGUCUCCUCACCGCAGUGCUGUGUGGUCCGUACCUCAGCCAGGGAGAGGAUGUGAAAUCCCCUGCCCUGCACAUGAGUGGUACAGGCCAACAGGAACACCUGGCUCCAGCCACGUUCACAGACAUGUCAGCCGUGGAGUAGUGCCGACACUUUCUCUCAGCUUCUCAGGGUUUCAGUCCUUUUGGGUUUGUUUUAUUUACCUUUUUUAUGGUUUUGUGGCUGGACGUUCACAACCAAGGCAGACAGCAUGGGUGACCAGCAACUGUACAAGACCAACCAUGUGGCCCACGGUAGUGAGAACCUUUUCUACCAACAGCCACCACUUGGCGUCCACAGCGGGCUGAACCACAACUAUGGGAAUGCAGUAACAGGGGGCGGAAUGGAUGCCCCUCAGGCUUCGCCCAUCUCCCCCCACUUCCCUCAAGAAACGCGGGAUGGUCUGGGCUUGCCUGUUGGCUCCAAAAACCUUGGCCAAAUGGAUACCUCGAGGCAGGGAGGGUGGGGUAGUCAUGCAGGGCCUGGAAACCAUGUCCAGCUACGUGGAAACCUGGCCAACUCAAACAUGAUGUGGGGGGCACCGGCCCAGGCUGAGCCCACUGAUGGCUACCAAUAUACCUACUCCCAGGCCAGCGAGAUCCGGACCCAGAAGCUUACCAGCGGUGUCUUACACAAGCUGGACUCUUUCACCCAGGUGUUUGCCAACCAAAACCUGCGAAUUCAGGUCAACAAUAUGGCCCAGGUGCUGCACACUCAGUCAGCAGUGAUGGAUGGAGCCCCUGACAGUGCCCUCCGCCAGCUGCUGUCUCAGAAGCCCAUGGAGCCCCCAGCACCGGCUAUCCCCUCCCGCUACCAGCAGGUGUCCCAGCAGCCUCACCCUGGUUUCACUGGUGGUCUGUCCAAACCAGCCCUUCCGGUCGGGCAGCACCCUACCCAAGGGCACCUGUAUUAUGACUACCAGCAGCCACUGGCUCAGGUGCCAGUGCAGGGAGGACAGCCACUGCAGGCCCCACAGGUGCUGUCACAGCACAUGCAACAGAUGCAGCAGCACCAGUAUUACCCACCGCAGCAACAGCAGCAAGCUGGGCAACAGCGUAUCUCCAUGCAAGAAAUACAGACGCAGCCGCAACAAAUUCGCCCAUCACAACCACAGCCGCCACCGCAGCAGCAGCAGCUACAGCUGCAGCAGCGGCAGGGUUCAAUGCAGAUACCUCAGUAUUAUCAGCCCCAACCCAUGAUGCAGCACUUGCAAGAGCAGCAGCAGCAACAGAUGCACCUGCAGCCCCCUUCUUAUCACAGGGACCCUCACCAAUAUACCCCAGAGCAGGCACACACUGUCCAGCUGAUUCCUCUGGGCUCCAUGUCCCAGUACUACUACCAGGAGCCCCAGCAGCCCUACAGCCACCCCCUCUACCAGCAGAGCCACCUGCCCCAGCACCAGCAGCGUGAGGACAGUCAACUGAAGACCUACUCUAGCGACAGACAGGCCCAGGCCAUGCUAAGCUCCCAUGGGGACCUGGGGCCUCCUGACGCAGGAAUGGGAGACCCAGCGAGCUCGGAUCUGACCCGGGUCAGCAGCACCCUCCCCCAUCGUCCCCUCCUAUCCCCCAGUGGGAUCCACCUCAACAACAUGGGGCCUCAGCAUCAGCAGCUGUCUCCUAGUGCCAUGUGGCCCCAGAUGCACCUACCUGAUGGGAGAGCCCAGCCAGGGUCCCCUGAGUCAAGUGGCCAACCCAAAGGAGUGUUUGGGGAGCAGUUUGAUGCCAAGAACAAGCUGACGUGCUCCAUCUGCCUGAAGGAGUUCAAGAACCUGCCUGCCCUGAACGGCCACAUGCGGUCCCACGGGGGAAUGAGGGCCUCCCCCAACCUCAAACAGGAGGAAGGAGAGAAGGUCCUGCCGCCUCAGCCCCAGCCACCACUGCCGCCUCCGCCUCCGCCUCCGCCGCCGCCACAGCUCCCUCCCGAGGCAGAAAGCCUCACGCCUAUGGUCAUGCCCGUGUCUGUCCCUGUCAAGCUUCUCCCGCCCAAGCCCAGCUCUCAGGGGUUCACCAACAGCACCGUUGCCGCCCCCUCCGCCAGAGACAAGCCAGCCAGCUCGAUGUCGGACGACGAGAUGCCUGUGCUCGAAAUCCCCAGGAAGCAUCAGCCCAGCGUGCCCAAAGCCGAGGAGCCCCUCAAGACCGUGCAGGAGAAGAAAAAGUUCCGGCACCGGCCGGAACCACUCUUCAUCCCGCCGCCGCCCUCCUACAACCCAAACCCCGCCGCCUCCUACUCGGGCGCCACCCUGUACCAGAGCCAGCUGCGCUCCCCGCGCGUCCUCGGGGAUCACCUGCUCCUGGACCCCACCCACGAGCUGCCCCCUUACACGCCCCCACCCAUGCUGAGCCCGGUGCGCCAGGGCUCGGGGCUCUUCAGCAAUGUCAUCUCCGGCCACGGCCCUGGCGCCCACCCGCAGCUGCCCCUGACGCCCCUGACGCCCACGCCACGGGUGCUGCUGUGUCGCUCCAACAGCAUCGAUGGCAGCAACGUGACGGUCACCCCAGGGCCUGGAGAGCAGACUGUAGAUGUUGAACCACGCAUCAACAUUGGCUUGAGAUUCCAAGCAGAAAUCCCUGAACUCCAAGAUAUCUCUGCCCUGGCCCAGGACACACACAAGGCCACACUGGUAUGGAAGCCCUGGCCAGAACUAGAAAACCAUGACCUCCAGCAAAGAGUGGAGAAUCUUCUGCAUUUGUGCUGUUCCAGUGCAUUGCCAGGUGGAGGAACCAAUUCUGAAUUUGCUUUGCACUCUCUGUUUGAGGCCAAAGGUGAUGUAAUGGUUGCUCUGGAAAUGCUGCUGCUGCGGAAGCCGGUCAGGUUAAAAUGUCAUCCUUUAGCAAAUUACCACUAUGCCGGUUCGGACAAGUGGACCUCCCUAGAAAGAAAACUGUUUAACAAAGCACUAGCCACUUACAGCAAAGACUUUAUUUUUGUACAGAAGAUGGUGAAGUCCAAGACGGUGGCUCAGUGCGUGGAGUACUACUACACAUGGAAAAAGAUCAUGCGGCUGGGGCGGAAACACCGGACACGCCUGGCAGAAAUCAUCGACGAUUGUGUGACAAGUGAAGAAGAAGAAGAGUUAGAGGAGGAGGAGGAGGACCCGGAAGAAGAUAGGAAAUCCACAAAAGAAGAAGAGAGUGAGGUGCCGAAGUCCCCGGAGCCGCCACCCGUUCCCGUCCUGGCUCCCACGGAGGGGCCGCCCCUGCAAGCCCUGGGCCAGCCCUCAGGCUCCUUCAUCUGUGAAAUGCCCAACUGUGGGGCUGUGUUCAGCUCCCGACAGGCACUGAAUGGCCAUGCCCGCAUCCACGGGGGCACCAACCAGGUGACCAAGGCCCGAGGUGCCAUCCCCUCUGGGAAGCAGAAGCCUGGUGGCACCCAGAGUGGGUACUGUUCGGUGAAGAGCUCACCCUCUCACAGCACCACCAGCGGCGAGACAGACCCCACCACCAUCUUCCCCUGCAAGGAGUGUGGCAAAGUCUUCUUCAAGAUCAAAAGCCGAAAUGCGCACAUGAAAACUCACAGGCAGCAGGAGGAACAGCAGAGGCAAAAGGCUCAGAAGGCGGCUUUUGCAGCUGAGAUGGCAGCCACGAUCGAGAGGACUACGGGGCCUGUGGGGGCGCCAGGGCUGCUGCCCCUGGACCAGCUGAGUCUGAUAAAACCCAUCAAGGACGUGGACAUCCUCGACGACGACGUUGUCCAGCAGUUAGGAGGUGUCAUGGAAGAGGCUGAAGUCGUGGACACCGAUCUUCUCUUGGAUGAUCAAGAUUCAGUCUUGCUUCAGGGUGACGCAGAACUAUAAAGCCCUGUGUGUCACUUAAAGACAGUGAAAACCCACGGCCUCCGUCUUCAUUAAUCAGGAAACCUGGACUGCCUGCUUGUUUUGUAACCCUUUUAAACUACCUGUUUUAAAAGUGGUCAUUUUAUUCAGGUUUAGAAAAAAAAAUCCCAUUUCUUUUCCUUUUAUUUAAAAAAAAAAUUGUUUUUGUGGGGGGUUGGGGGAAUAAAUAAUUGGCACAACUAUCUUUAAGAGGUGUUUCAUCUGGGCUACCUUCUCAUGAAAUCAUUCCUGGUAGGGACUGAAGCUGACCUUCAUGUUCCAUUGCUUUCAGAUGUCAACCAUCCCGGUUGCCUUUUAUCCCAAAGCUUGCUGUGAGUGUGUGUGUGAGAGAGGCAGGCGACCCUCUUAGUACUGGGGUCUUGGGGCCAACUUUUCCCGUCAAGCGUUACUUUGAUUCUGUUCUGACCUCAUUCCAGAGUUUGCAGUAAGCAUGGCAUCUUCGCCUGGAGAUACUAUGCUAGGGGCAGCUUUCCAGGGGCAAAGCAAGCCCUGGUGUUACACAGCUCUCCUCCAGCACACGCGACGUGUGAGGAGAUGACCAAAUGUGAAAAUAGGUUUCCGCUGUGUUGCCUGUCAUCCUUUGGGCCGUUUGCAGGAAUGGAGUACUGUAUAAUUUUAGGCUUUCAUUCCCAGCAGUGUUUACUGAGGACCUGGUUUUCUACAGCAGGUGCGUCCUGUCCUGUGUUCCCUGGGGGCUGGUCAGCUCCAAGUUGUGGGUCGCAGAACUGUGUUUCAGCAUGAACUGACUAGAGACCCAUCUGGAGGCAAAUAUUAAGUUGCCAGGACUGCUUUCACUUUAGGGUGAUUGAAGGACACAUAUUGAAGUACCUAGAAUGCCAGAAAGUGUUCUAUUGCCCAAAAAACAAAUCAGAAAAGCCUAUUCUUAUUUACAACACUGUUAAUGAUUAGUGGAGUUCUGAAAUUACUUUGUGCCACUUGGAAGUACUGUGAAACCGCAUUCACUGGGAUUUUGCUGUAAUUCACAUCCGCUGGACUGAAGUUUACCUUGAUGUUAGCUAUAAGAAAUAGUUUUCUGACACAUAUGAUAGCAAAUACAAGACAAAUAGCAUUGAAGGCCAACAAAUAUGGCUUCAGAUACACCUUAGCUAUAAUGUUUGCAUUCACACAAUGAAUGUAUUCAUUACAAGUCACUUACCAAAGUACUUCUAGACUUCUCCAACCUUCAUGACUUUGCUCUGCUUCCUCCUGUCCCUGUCAGCAGGGUUGCUGUUUGUACUUGAAGGUAAUAAACCUGUAAUCCUUCAAAAAUGCCAUUUAGCCCCAGGCUUCUGAACUGAGUCAGACUGACCCAUCCCACCGUUAGGGCAAAAGUCAGGCUGGGACACAGCCCCAGUACAGAGAGGAUCCUGCUUCACACAACUCCCCUUUCGGAGUUAAUGCAGCGUGAUUUCCUGGGCCGGUGUUUUCAGGCAUCGCCCACCCCAGGUAUGCUGGUUCCCAGCUCCACAUAAAUGUGCCUAUCACGCUGGGCCACUUUGCUGACACAUUCAUAGCUUGACAUGAGAGAGAAUAUCAGCAGAAGCAUGAGCGUAGGAUCUGACGUCUUUGAUUCUGCAAAAGCAUUUAGCACACACUCAUGGCGGGGAACCAGCUGUGAGCCACAGCAACCCCACACAGGCAGUGGUCUCUGAACUUCAGGAAAGUCAUGAACAGAAGAAAAACUAAAAUUAUUUUCCAUCAUUCUAUCUUCAAAGAAGAGGUCUUGGCGUUUUCCUACAUCUUUUGUUUAGAGGGGAAAAAAAAGUUUCCUUUGCUACCACUUCAGAAAGGUUAUGCUAUCUUGUUUUAUCCAAGCAGUCAUGAGUCAAGAACUGCCUGGGCAGUGUGCAUCAACUUUGUGGCCGAACCAUUACAGCUGUCAUAUCCUUGGCUGAUCGUCUCUCCCGGGGACUACUGCCCUCCACUUAGUGUCUGAGGGUGAGCCUAGAAGGGUGCUGCUACUGGGUCUGUGGAAACUUAUCUAUCAAAGGAGCAAACAUCCAGAAAAGUGUUUAUAAAGCAAAUGUAUUGCCUCUGUUUAGAGAUUUGCCCAGCUGUUCCAGUUUUAAACAUUAAAAAACAAACUCGGUUGCCAUGGCAAAAAUAGAAGGCACAGCUUACUUUUAAUUUUCCAUGCAGUAUAGCAUAAGGAUUUUUGACUUGAAACAACCAAAGAACUCCUCCAUAACGAGACAGUUCAAAUUCCUGAAUUAGUAUUUCUUGACUAUCAACUUAAAGAAUGGACUUCCUAGGACAAUGUUGCACUUUUUUUUUUUCCUGAAAUAAUUCUGCCUGCAUGUAUGUGUUGUUUUGGCUUCUGCCCUUACCCCACCCCAAAGAACUUUUCUUCCUAAUGGUUAAUGUCUCAACUCGGUUACUGUUUACUAUCAGAUGGUUUUUCAUUAGUGAAUUUAGACCUCUUUGAGAAAGCUUGUAUAUAAAAAGUUAACAGAUAUAUUUUAUGGAAAAACCCAUCUUAUUUUCAAAUAUAUUUAACUGCUGUUAUAUUUUAUUAGAGGAAGGUUGUAAAUAUUUUCUAGGAGUUCUAUUGUAAAGAAAAGUAUUUUUGAAAAAAAUUAAUGUAAUAAAAAGGAAAACAUUUUUAAAUAGUGGUUGUGAUUGCUUCCUGUUCUGGCUUCGUUAUGUUCUAUUCUCAGCAGAUGAAUUGCAUGCCUUCCAUAUCAGGAUGUAAUUUAUUCAGGUUUGCACUAUUAUAAGUUGACAUCAUAAUAUCUAGUGUGCUUAACUGUAUUUUCCUGGAAUGCAAGUCCCUUGGUCCAUAUUAAAGCACUAUGUAUAGCAUAUUCAUAAUUUUUCUUUUGUAAUGUGUGUAUUUUUAAUAAGGAUUUUAUGUAACAUUUUGGCAAAAAGAGGACAGUAUUUUCUAGUGAAUUUUAUAAUAACAUUUUGCUAAAAAUGUUUCUUCCUAGGUCAGUUUUUGUUAAGGUGAACCAAAAGUCUUAUUUUACCAGGGGUUUAAAAAAAGUUUGAAGCUUGAAAGCAAAGUUAUAUUUAAACAUCAUAUGUAACAAAUAAAUAAAGAUGUUUUAUAGACUUGUCCUAAAAAGGUGCAUUCCUUAAAAAAAAAAAAAGAAAGAAAGAAAGAAAGAGAAAGAAAGAAACUGGGGCAUUCUAGGUUGUUUCCCCUCCAAGUGAUAAGCUUUUUUUGUUUUUUUGUUUUUUUUAAUUGUCACAAUGCUUCUUCAGAAAGGGAACCAGGGAAAUUUUAUUUAACACAUUCUAAUCAUUAGCCUUCUCAGAAAGUUAUUACAGUUCUUAUAGAUGGGCAUUCAUCAAAUGGAGAUGUAACCAAAUAGACACUGUCAUAUUUAUUUGUGAAAACCUGAUUCAAUAUUGCAUCAGCUGCUCUGAAAAUAAAAUAUUAUCUUUUUGC
This is a messenger RNA of Piliocolobus tephrosceles (Ugandan red Colobus), 7785 nucleotides long. It is a transcript of the gene TRERF1, whose product is annotated as transcriptional regulating factor 1. Gene Ontology annotation, molecular function: transcription corepressor activity. NCBI's taxonomy places the organism in Eukaryota, Metazoa, Chordata, Mammalia, Primates, Cercopithecidae. Bases 765 to 4352 code for a protein of 1195 amino acids. Gene Ontology annotation, biological process: regulation of transcription by RNA polymerase II; negative regulation of DNA-templated transcription. Gene Ontology annotation, cellular component: histone deacetylase complex; transcription regulator complex. The transcript has 17 exons. The record is from RefSeq and is a predicted model, not a curated record.